Molecule: messenger RNA, 2540 nt
Organism: Zeugodacus cucurbitae (melon fly)
Lineage: Eukaryota; Metazoa; Arthropoda; Insecta; Diptera; Tephritidae
Gene: Gdh
Product: glutamate dehydrogenase, mitochondrial
Exons: 6
Coding region: 155-1834 (559 amino acids)
Biological process (GO): L-glutamate catabolic process
Cellular component (GO): mitochondrion
Molecular function (GO): L-glutamate dehydrogenase (NAD+) activity
Source: RefSeq, a predicted model, not a curated record
GCAUUUAAAUAAUCCGAAAAGAAAAGAAAAUUUGGCGACGGAACGUUAUUUCGAUCAGUUUGUCGCGGGGUCGGUUUGCAAACGGUUGUGCAGGUCUAACUGAAUAAACUAGAACUAGUAUUUUUGGAUUGUUGAGAGUACAACACAUAAGAGAAUGUAUCAAUUGAAAAACUUAGCACGUCAGGCCGCUGUCCGUCAGCAGGAAGUUGCUACUUUGGUCAAGGCUUUACCAGCAGCCUUACAGACUCGCGGUUAUGCUGAAUACCAAAUCCCUGAACGCUUGAAGGAUGUGCCCACUGCCAAGGACCCACGUUUCUUCGACAUGGUGGAGUACUUCUUCCACCGUGGUUGUCAAAUUGCCGAAACCCGCCUUAUUGAUGACAUGAAAGGAAAACUUUCGCUGGAGGAAAAGAAAAAUAGGGUCAAGGGUAUUUUGAUGCUUAUGCAACCAUGUGACCAUAUCAUCGAAAUUGCCUUCCCAUUACGUCGCGAUUCUGGCGAAUAUGAAUUAAUUACCGGCUACCGUGCUCAACACAGUACCCAUCGUGUACCAACCAAGGGCGGUAUCCGUUUCUCUUUGGAUGUUUCACGUGAUGAAGUCAAAGCCUUGUCUGCUCUGAUGACAUUCAAGUGCGCCUGUGUCGAUGUACCAUUCGGUGGCGCCAAGGCUGGUCUCAAGAUCAACCCUAAAGAGUACUCCGAACAUGAAUUGGAGAAGAUCACCCGCCGUUUCACCCUUGAGUUGGCCAAGAAGGGUUUCAUUGGACCCGGUGUCGAUGUGCCAGCCCCCGAUAUGGGUACAGGAGAGCGUGAAAUGUCCUGGAUUGCCGAUACAUACGCCAAGACCAUUGGCCAUUUGGAUAUUAACGCACACGCUUGUGUAACUGGAAAGCCCAUCAACCAAGGUGGUAUCCAUGGACGUGUAUCUGCUACAGGUCGUGGUGUUUUCCACGGUCUCGAGAACUUCAUCAAUGAGGCUAACUACAUGAGCAUGAUUGGCACUACACCCGGUUGGGGCGGCAAGACAUUCAUCGUUCAAGGUUUCGGUAAUGUCGGUCUCCACACUUGCCGUUACUUGACACGUGCUGGCGCCACCUGCGUCGGUAUCAUUGAGCACGAUGGCUCCAUCUACAACUCAGAAGGUAUUGACCCCAAGGAAUUGGAAGACUACAAGAACGAACACGGCACGAUUGUCGGUUUCCCUGGCGCCAAGCCCUACGAAGGUGAGAACUUGAUGUUCGAACCAUGCGACAUCUUUGUGCCAGCUGCUGUUGAGAAGGUCAUCACCAGCGAAAAUGCUCACAAAAUCCAGGCUAAGAUCAUUGCCGAGGCUGCCAACGGCCCAACCACACCAGCUGCCGAUAAAAUUUUGAUCGAACGUAACAUUUUGGUCAUCCCCGAUUUGUACAUCAACGCUGGUGGUGUCACCGUUUCGUUCUUUGAAUGGCUGAAGAACUUGAACCACGUCUCAUACGGUCGUCUUACAUUCAAAUACGAACGUGAAUCCAACUAUCAUCUUUUGGCCUCAGUCCAACAAUCAAUUGAAAGAUUUGUUUUAGACGAAUCCGUACAGGAAUCCUUGGAACGUCGUUUCGGUCGUGUCGGUGGCCGUAUCCCCGUAACUCCAUCAGAAGCAUUCCAGAAGCGCAUCUCUGGUGCCUCUGAGAAGGAUAUCGUGCACUCCGGUUUGGAUUACACCAUGGAGCGUUCGGCGCGUGCCAUCAUGAAGACCGCCAUGAAAUACAACUUGGGUCUGGACUUGAGAACCGCCGCUUAUGUGAAUUCCAUUGAAAAGAUCUUCACCACCUAUCGCGACGCUGGUUUGGCUUUCUAAGCGCUACGUAUUUGAGUCUACGCAUUAACACUUAAUUAAUCUUAAGCAUGGAGCAAACAGUAAAGCAAAGACGCAUCAUUCAGCUAUCAAAUAAAUAUUAUAAAAUAAACAUACGUAUAUUAAACUCACUCACACACACUCCAAAAACCAAAAACCAAAACGUAAACAAAACCAUUAGUGUUUGUAAUAUCAAUUUGUUCAAUGCGUUUGUAAUUGGAGGAAAUCGAAUAUGGAAAAUAAAUUUCACCAAAUUAAAUGUUCGUUAAAUGUAAACUAAUGUCAACAUCCUGCCAAUCUUCUUAAGUGUAAUUCAACAUUCAUAUGUGCGACAAGCGAAAACUCUAUAAAUACGCAUAAAACUGUAAAAAGUGGCUUCCGAACACAUCUUGGUUGCCACUUCGGGUGCUACGCGGCGCUAAAUUUUCGAUGUUAUUCAUUAACUCUUAAAUGUACUAGCUGUAGUUUAUUUCCCCAUAAAGAACCGACCUAAUGGCGCUGUAUUAAUAAUAAUUCAUGUUAUCUUCUGUUUUUAAAGUAGUUUUGUGUUGAUAUUUAACUUUAAGUUUUAAAAAGUGAAGCAAUGCAUUUUAUUGUAAAUUGAUUUAUGAAAGGAAAGAGAAUGGAGUAUAUAGAAUUAUGAGCUGUAUCACGAUAACAUUUUAACUCUAAAUAUAUUAAAAACAAAACAAUAAAUAAAAAACUCAAA